Messenger RNA from Ctenocephalides felis (cat flea), 3716 nucleotides. RefSeq lists its product as uncharacterized. Gene Ontology annotation, molecular function: protein tyrosine phosphatase activity. NCBI's taxonomy places the organism in Eukaryota, Metazoa, Arthropoda, Insecta, Siphonaptera, Pulicidae. Gene Ontology annotation, biological process: protein dephosphorylation. The record is from RefSeq and is a predicted model, not a curated record.
GUGUUUGCGUGACUCAAGAACAAAGUGAAAAACACGUGUUUUUGUACACUUUUUAUUUACAUACAAUAAACUUUUUUUUUACUAUUUUAUUUAAAGGACUUGAUACUUUUAAGUCUGAGUUUGACGUGUGCAAUUUGAUGAUUUAAUCUUGUUUAAAAAAAACAGUUCCUAACGGUGCUUCGUAUGUUGUUUCAAAAACCUGCUGAUGGUGACAAAGUUGAACUGAUUGUUCGAUGUGAUUUGUUUAGAGACAAUUGUGUUUUAAUUGUGGUUAUAUAAAAGACAUAUUUAGUGAUGACUGAGAAGAAGUUGCCGUUUCUCAUGUAACUUGGCACUGAUGGAAGUUAUUGCGGAAGGAAAUUUUGAACUGCAAUGCGGUUUCCGCCAAAAACAUCUUUACCGGAACUAACAACAACAAAAGAUGGCACGAUGGAUAAACUAUAUAUUGGCAGGCGCAUUUCUGUCGAUACUUCUAACCAUUCACCCGACCGAGGGAUUCCGAGCGAAUCCUGAAUUAGUGUUGCGUCAUCGCAGAGAGACUGACCCCGCCGCUCCAUUAGAAACGAAACCUCUAGAAAUCGAUCUUUCAACAAAAGAAUCCAAUAACACUGAUACUAGUUCCAGUGACAGCAAACUUUCAAAACCUAUCACUCGCAACCGUGGCAAAAUCAAGUACCACUCCUCGCAAUUUACGCCAAAAACUAGUGAAAUAUCAGCAAAUGCCAAAGAGGAAGAUAAUAAAAAAAUCCGACAUCAUAGAAUAAUAAAAUCAAGGCAGUAUAGAAAUGUUUCUGAAACUACAAUAGCUGAUGUGAGUACUGAAUCUAUUAAGGAUGUGAAGCCGCAGUCUGAUGAAACAACCCCGACUAUAGAAGCAAAGGCUGAGAAUAAGAAUAAUGUGUCUGCUAAUGUUGAAGCUUCUACAGAAACAGUUACAGAGUCUACUACGAUAAAAACAUUAAGAUUUAGAACUGCCGUUUCUGCAAGCUUAGAACCUCAAGAAAAAGAUGAUACACAAUCUCAAACAGAAACUUAUGUGGGAAAAGAAACAUUGGUUCAUUUAGAAGCAAAAAAUCUAUCUGAAACUGUUAAAGCAGUGCCUGCGAAUGAAGAGCUUACCACUACAUCCUCACCUGAAUUAUCAACUAUAUCCGCUGAACCAACUUCAACCGAAAUACCUAGCUUUGAUAUUAGUAAAUAUAUCUCUGAAGAUUUCCAUAAUCAAAAGUACCGCUUACCUUCAGAUGAAGAAUCUACUUUCAUGUCUUUGCAAGUACAUGAUCCUGUUGAAGCUGUUAAAGGAAUUCGACCAGUCGAUCUACAUAGGUUUGAAGAUGAACUAACUACUCCAAAAACUAUUAUUUUUGAUGAGCAUCAUGCUGCACUAAAAGAUGACAUUAAAAGUAAUUUAGCUGCAAAUGGCGGUGAAAAUAGUGAAGCCAAUAUAGAUUUAGAUGCACUAGCCGAAAAGGCAAAGACUGAUAAUAAUACUAGAGUUGACAAAUUGAGUGUUAAAGAAAUAUAUAGCAAAGACAUUGUGGGAGAUGAUGGUCAUAAGCACAAAGAAUUUAUAUCCACUAAUGGUACAAAAGUUGAAUAUGAAACAUCAAAUUUUGAAACGAAUAUAAAAGAAUUAGAGAAACAGGACGAAUCAACAGAAAUGAGUUCUAAUGAAAAUCAUAAACAUGAAGUUGUAACAGAAGCGUCUUCAGCUGUAACCAGUAAAGUAAUACACCAUCACGCCUCAGGGUUCGUAAAUAAUUUAGAUGUUAAAGUUCGCGAAGUUUUUCCCGAUUUAUCAACAUCUACGCCGAGAAUCAUUAUGCAUACACCUGCAAAUAUUGUAACCAUCCCCGUCGUGGAUGCAAUAUCAAAUACUACUCAUCCACGAUUAAGAAUAUCAGUAAAAGCAAACAAAUCAAAUCCACAAAAUGAUUCUGAAACUAAUGAAAACAUAUUAGGCAAAGUUUCAAAUCGUGGCCAAAAAUCAUAUUUAGUCAGCACUCCAAGUUCAGUACAAGACUCUAAAUCAUCCAACGAAAUUCAACAAGCACAGGAAACAGUGCAUGGUACUACAAAAGCAUUUCGACAAUUAAAUUCUUUUUCACAAGAGAACAUGGAAAAGUACAAUAUGAAUUUACCCGAUAAUGCAGAUGCAUGGUCCUUGAUAGGAAUGAAACAUGUGCCAACACAAAAACAAAAUAUUUCGGCUAUUACAGAAACACCAAUCAAUGUCAAAGAAUUGGUUGAUUGGAGUGAAAUAAUGAAAAACGAACGAAAUUCUUCUGAAAAUACGCCAAAUUCUAGCACAAUUAAAAAUAUUAUUGGUCGAGUUACUGAAAGCCAAGGAGAAGAAAAUAAACUUAUACCUGUACAGGUACCAGCACCGACAAAAUCAUCAGCUCUGGUUGUAGAAAACAACAUACCCAGCAAUGAUUUAACCACAAUGAAACCGGAGGAGUUUAUAGAGAAAAAUGAUGAUCAUAAAAAAUCUAAACAAGAUACUAAAGACGAUGGUGAUAAUUUGCAAUUCAAUAGAGUAGAUGAUUUUGAAAUAAAUUCUCCCUCAUCUAAUAUUGAAAAAAUAAAUAUUACACUUAAAAAUGCUGUUAUAGUGAAUGCAACAUUUCCACCAGUUAUAAUAACAUUUAACAUGACGACUAUGCCGCCAAAAUUAUCAGAAGUAACGGAAGCAUCUAUAACUGAAAAGCAGCAAGUAUAUACGACGACAAUAGGACAUCAAAAAGUCGUAUCUAAGAAUCAUAAAAAGCAAAUGACAAUAGGAGAGCAAAAAGUACAAAUGACGAUGGAGCAACUUAAUCAUACAACUCAGCCCAUUCAGCAAACAACAUCAAAUAUUUUAGAAAUGACUAAAACUAGUACCUCACCAAACAUAGUUAUUAUGUCUCCUGAUCAAAUAAACGCUGAAGAUAAACGUCCUUCAACUGUUCUAGAAGUAGAUUCGUCAACUGCAAGUGAAUAUGAUAUGUCGGCUUUCACAAACGAAAUUAUUCCAACAACUACAGAUGUGCCUACAGAAAUAACUGAAGAAAAUCUGACAACUAUGAUAUCGAAUUCACCAACAUCGUCUGAAAUUAUGUUCAAUGAUUCUCCUAGCUUACCAACAGAAGUACCCAAAUACGAAACAACGACGGUAGAAGAAGCCAGUACAUCCAUGUUACCAGAACAAACUACUGAAACAGAAGAAUCUUCGUUUACCACCAUUAACACACAGGAUGUAAUAGUUACUGAAACUGAAACUACAAUUACAGAAACACCUCUAGACUUUAUUACUGACACAAAUGAAAUAGCAACGGAUGUACCGGCAUCAAAUAAAUCUUCUUCUACGCUUCUGAAUUUCCCGGAAACAACAUUAUCAAGCAGUUCAGGAAUCGAAGAAACAACUUACGGUAAUAUGAUUGUGAAAAUCAUGAACGUGACAGAAAAAAUGAAUGAAGAAAGCGAUUUUCCUCCUUUGCCACGUCUGACCACAUUUAAACCGAAGGUGACUCCAACUCCAGACACGUUAAGCUCCGAUGAUUUUAUUGAUGAAUAUUCAGAUAUCACAGAAGGAAUCGAUAUAAAUAUUAAUGGUAACAACAAUAAUAAUAUUGCUGGUCACGAUGAAGAGAUUUUUAAAAACAAAAGUAGCGAUAUUCCGAUUUUGCCAACGGAGCAUGAGAAAGAAAUUCAUACAACAAGCCCAAGAGAAACAA